AUGACAAGGUCCAAAUAUUACGAACUUCAAGCCGAUUACUCUUUCACUGGAGGAGUACCAGAAACUCCAUAUGAAUUGAAUGAAGAUAUAAAGGAUAAAUUUGAUGAAGAAUAUGUUUCCUUCUUCGACAAAAAUAUGAAGGAAGCUUCAAACUUUCUCUAUACUCAUAGGGUUCCAUUGGCUGUGAUCAGAAAAGGUGGCAACAUUAUGCCGGGUCAGAGUCCUUUGCUGAAGAUGGCUAAAACCUUUGAUAUCCUGAUCGCUAGAAAACACACAGAAGGUUCCAUGCCGGUUCCAGCCAGAGUGUUCGUUCCGGAAGGUGAUCGGCCAGCUGAGGGCUGGCCCUUAUUUAUUUGGUUCCAUGGAGGAGGAUGGGUGUUGGGAAACAUUGACACUGAAAAUUCUUUCUGUACUAAAGUUGCAUCAUUGUCGAAGUGUGUAGUGAUGUCUGUCGACUAUAGAUUAGCACCAGAAGACCCUUUUCCAGCGGCCGUUCAUGACGCUUUUGAAUCGGUGUUGUACGGUUUCCAAUCAUCCCCUACUGAUUUGGGAAUCAACAAUAGGAAGAUUGCUAUUGGUGGCUCAUCUGCUGGAGGCAAUCUAACAGCAGUAGUUACUCACAAGUAUGCCAGUUCGAAAUUUGCAGAGCUGUUACCUCCUAUUUUGUUUCAAGUUUUGGUGGUUCCUGUUACUGAUAAUACUGCUACUCCUGAAAACAAGGAGUCAUGGAAGCAGUUUCAGUUGAGUCCUCAAUUACCAGCAGAGAAGAUGAUCUGGUACAGAUAUCUAUACUUACCAAAUGAAAAAGACAUCGUGAAACCAGAAUCUUCUCCAUUGUUCUACUCCGAUGAAAGCUUCAAGAAGGUGCCACCAUGUUUUAUUGCGGCAGCAGAAUGUGACGUUUUGAGAUCUGAGGCUGUCGAAUAUCAUGAAAAAUUGCGCAAGAACGGAGUCAAGUCUGAAAUUAAAAUUUAUACUGGUGUCCCUCAUCCAGUCAUGGCCAUGGACGCUGUAUUGCAGAAAGGUAGAGAUCUAAUUAAAGAUACAACUGAUGCGCUAAGAAAAGUAUUCUAUUAA
Molecule: messenger RNA, 1077 nt
Organism: Scheffersomyces stipitis CBS 6054
Lineage: Eukaryota; Fungi; Ascomycota; Pichiomycetes; Serinales; Debaryomycetaceae
Gene: ACD2
Product: alpha/beta hydrolase
Exons: 1
Coding region: 1-1077 (358 amino acids)
Molecular function (GO): hydrolase activity
Source: RefSeq, a predicted model, not a curated record